Bicyclus anynana (squinting bush brown) is the source of this 5661-nucleotide messenger RNA. RefSeq names its product myogenesis-regulating glycosidase. The record is from RefSeq and is a predicted model, not a curated record. Lineage: Eukaryota; Metazoa; Arthropoda; Insecta; Lepidoptera; Nymphalidae. The coding region runs from base 490 to 3282 and encodes 930 amino acids. Gene Ontology annotation, biological process: carbohydrate metabolic process. Gene Ontology annotation, molecular function: hydrolase activity, hydrolyzing O-glycosyl compounds. The transcript is spliced from 8 exons.
UUUAUCAUGAGAAAUGAUAAAAGCCAAUUUGAUAAAUCCACGAAAAUAAAUUUACUUUAGUUUUGCAUAGGUAGCCUCUUACUACAAUUGUUCUAUUUAUCGAGGUUUUUGAAAUAAUUGAAAGUGUUUAUUAUAACAGUGACAUUGAGUAUAGUGAAAUCAAUGGGGAAAUUAUGGUCAUGACAGUGUAAUUAAAUUUUUAUCCUCAUUUAUCAAGAUUAGUUAAACUUCCUUCUUCGUGAUCACAAACUAUAUCUAUCCUUGGAUUGAGAUAAGCGGUAUCUAAUGAAUUAAGAUUUUCAAAUAUUCGAACAAGAAGAUCUAGGUUAUUAAAGAUUAAACUCUCGGAUAUUUGGACCACUCAUUUUGCAGGAACAUUUGAAAAUACGAGUAAGAUAACGAUAACGAUAAUAUUUAUACAUUUAAUUAAAAACAUUAAUCAAAAACGUAAACGAAUAAAAAAUAAUAAGAGUAAAAGAAAAAUCCAAGAUGAGGGUAAGAAAAAAGGCGGACUUGCGUUUAGACAUACCUUACUACCCUCACGAUUAUGUAGAAAUGCCCCCAGAAACGCGAAGGCUCAUACACGAAGCCAAUCGAACUCCAAACGACAUACAAUUCAUCGACGACAAUGAAGUCGAUAUACCAAGAGUUCAAUUCGAAGUCGGUAGUCCGACUUACGAUAUUGAAAAUGGAUUUCGAUCAACGACUCCGGAAAUUAAAAUUUCAAGUGCAGAGAAAGAGAAAAGUGAUGAAAAAGAUGGGGAAGAAGCUAAAGAACGAAAAGCUUUAGAUUCCCAUGAUUGCGAUAGUCCUAUAAUGUACAGAAGAGAUGUUAACUCAGCCAAUACUGUGAAAUUCAAUUCGAAAACCAAAACAGCACUUGAAAUUAAACCGGAUUCCAACGGAAAUAUCCCGGAGCACCACCAGAGCUCAGCCUCCGUGUACAGCGACACCGACAAUGCUGCCGACGACGUCAACGUACUCUCCGACGACGAGCGCACCAAAGUGCCCCUCAGAUCUCCGCGAAGGAAGUCCACCGCGCCGCGACGGUUCAGGUCGGAGUUCAGCAUGGACGACGAUGAGUACUCGCCCAGCAACUCUGUCACCAGCGUCAACUCGCUGGCCAGCCUGCUCAAGGAGAAACUACAGAGUAUACCGCACAAGAUUAGGAAGAAACCAACGGACUACAAGCUGAGAGCGUUUGUCGGCCUCAUGUUCCUGGCAGUUGCCUUCUUCGUCGGCUUCGCAUACGUGCUGUACCACCAGCAGGCGCUCACUAAGGCAUACUUUCAGAGAGUUCAGUUCAACGAACCCAAACGACUCAUCAGAGUUUUUAACAAAGACGAUGUGGAGAUCUUAAAAGCUACUUUAGCGGUCGGUAUUCAAGGAGGCAAAAAGGCAUUCCCCUGUCUAGCGGAACACCGUCUCAAAGAUGGAUCAGAGUGUAUGGAGUGGCUACACAACCUGCGGCUCUAUCUCAAAUGUCUGCCUCACGACCCUGGAGUUGAUAACACCACCUGCUACUCGGUGCAUUGGAAAGCCCUACGACAUGACGUUUCACCAAACGAUUGUUUCGACUGGAGCGACACCAAAGUUCAUUGGUUCGGUGCCGGACAGUCCAUUAAUCUCACUUGGCCUCUCGACACAGGAUCCAUAGACUAUACACCGUUCAUCACUGGAGACAUGCAGAAAUCCCAAUGGGGUAACGUUGUGACGCGAUACCUAAUAAACUCUAAAGGAGCCGCCAUUAUCGUUGACGAAGAAACGCCACUGCAUAUAUCUGUUAAUAGAGAAAAUAAAGAAAUUUGUUUGAAGGCUAAAUAUGAUGAUUUCGCUUUUGCUAAUAAACUGACAGAGUUCCCUGAAAUGAGGUACAAUAUUUGCACCUCUAGAGAUAUUAGGUCAUUGCAUUCUUCCAUUCAUAGUCACAGACGAGCACCACUUUGGGAUGGCUUAAAACCAGAUGACAUGAGAACGUUAGAAUCUCUUAUAUCUGAGCCUGUAUGGCAAAUAGCUCCACGUUUCAAACACGAACUGCAAGAUGCGACGAUAUCCAAAUACACAGAUGACGUUAUCAAUCUCGGCUUCCUAAAACAAGGGCAUGUAUUAAUCAAUGAGUUUUGGCAAAAUGAAAUUGGUGAUCUGAGUGUAGACACAGUGAGAUUCGCAACACUAAAUGAAACUGUAGAUAAAUUACAUAGACGAGGUUUCAAAGUAGCUUUUACAAUACAACCGUUCAUUAGUACAGAAAGUAAAAACUUUGCUGAAACAGUUCAAAAGAGGCUAUUAAUCAACGAGAGAAACAGUGACAGAAGAAUCCCAGCGUUAACCAGGUUUAAAUCACUAGCGAGCGCUGGAGUUCUGGAUAUCACAAACAAUAGAUCAGUUCCCUGGAUCUUAGAAAAACUACAAGCAGUAAUGGACAAGUAUUAUAUAGAUUCAUUUUAUUUCGAUCUCGGCACGGCGUAUGACAUGCCACACUACUAUAGAUGUGAGAAACUUUUAAUUAAUCCUGAUCAAUACAAGACUGUGUUCACAAAAACUUUUGAGAAAACCCUCAACAUAAUUGGAGUGUCGUCUGCUGUCAGUUUGCCUCGACCUCCCAUAUUUGUAUCCUUACCGCCUUUUGAAUCCACUUGGGAGGCUUUAAGAUUAGUUAUACCCACAAUGUUGACGUACGGGAUAAGUGGAUUCCCAUUCACUAUGCCGGGGGCUGUGGGAGGAGAUAUUUAUUGGCCUGGUAGCGAACAGUUCUUGCCUUCAUCGAAAGGUUCGAUGGAUACCAAUUCUAAUAAUACAACGCAAGAGAACGGCAUCGAAUUACCGGAGCGAGAACUCUACAUGCGAUGGCUGCAGAUGGCUACAUUCCUGCCAGUGAUGAAGUUCACUCAUCUUCCGAGUAAAUACAAUGACGAAAGGGUGCUAGAGAUGGCUAAAAACUUGACUCUGUUAAGACAGAAACUCGUCACGCCAUUACUACUGAAGUACAAACGGGAGGCGCUGGAGGAAGGGCUGCCACUCAUCAGGCCGCUGUGGCUGGUGGCGGAUGUGGACGUGGCGCUGCCGGUUCAGGACGAGUUCGCCAUCGGGGACGAGAUCGUGGUCGCGCCCGUCCUGCAUAAAGGAGAUACUACUAGGGAAGUGUAUCUCCCGGCCGGACUGUGGCAGGACGGCAUCGACGGCUCGCUUCGCAAGGGUAACCGCUGGAUGCACGAGUACAAGGUGCCGGUGGACAGAGUCGCCUACUUCCUGAGGAAACCUGACGACUUGAGAUUCAAAUAACACAUGAAGCUUUCACUCGGGUAAUAAAGUAUUCUGACGCAAAGACAAGAAUCAUAUAGCUAUCAAAGAACUUUAUCUAAUAGUAGGUAUAGCACUAUUAGAUAAAAAGGGAAAAGAGAGUGGAGCAUUACGGAAAACUUAGUUCAUAUUCGUUACUCAGUUUGUUUAUAAGUAAUUUUCAAAUGACAGAGAACUAGAAACUGUAAAGAGAAGUUCUAGUACCUAUAAUGUUCGAACAGAAAUAUAUGGUUGCGGCUUAAAACAUUAGCACUCGAGACUUAUAAUAUGACUCAGGUGGUAGACCGUUAUCUCUACAAGUUAACCCUUGACUACAAUCUCACCUCAAAUGAUGAUGGAAUCUAAGAUGGAAGCGGCUAGCUUUUAAGGAGUAAGGUGAAAAUCCACACCCCUUUCGAUUUCUACACGACAUCGUACCGGAAUUCUAAAUUACUUUGAGGUACGUCUUUGCCGGUAGGGUGGUAACUAGCCAGUAGCCACGGCCGAAGCCUCUCACCAGCUAGACUUGGACCAAUAAGGAAACCUCAAUCGGCCCAGCCAGGGAUCGAGAACCCAGAAUCUCCGUCUUGUAAAUUUACCUCGUACACCACUGCGCCACGGAGGCCAUCUUUGCAGACUAUGAAAAUUAUAAAUUGUAGCAUUUAUAUCUAUUAAAACAAGUUAGUAGGUAACUACCGAGUGAGUUUCUGCCAGAUCUUAUAAAGAAUCUUUCAGAACUGGAGUUAGUCACUACUAUCUAAAUAGUCUUAACUUUUUAAAAGUGCUUAAUGCAUAAUAAAUGCAUUUUAUGCCUCCAUUAUCUUAUACUUUGCUUUUUCUUCUGUUAUAAGAGUCCUAGCAUAAUUUAUGUUCUCAAAAUAAUUCUAGGUCCACCAAUAUUUCAACUGUGACGAAAAAAGGUUAAAGCCGGUUUAAAAGUUAAAUAACGCCUGAUGUAUAAUUAUAGCAAUUUGCUAAAUAACAUAUUUUGCAGUAAAAAUGUCACUGAUCUCUAUUGAAAAUAAUACAUUCCAUUGUCUGGGAUACGUUAUUUGUUUAGUCUUUAAGCUUUGAUAUGUAAUUUUUGAUUUGUUUAUCAAAUACCUAGUUUUAAGAUAAUACUUUCAUCUACUUUACUGUUAUUAGAUAAUGGCUCAACAUAUAGUUAUUACUAUGUAUAGACAGCCUUCCUGAUGAAAAUUUUAUGAUUGAUUAAUCAAUUGAGUAAAAGCUAGCCGUCACGGCAUUCUCUGCAGAUGUGAAAAUAGAUGUUUAUAUUAAAAGCUAACUUUAAGAUGCUACUAACGCCCACACAUCAGGAGAAUUUAAUGAACCAAUAAAAAAUUGUAAGUAUUUAUGAAAGUAGAUUUUUUACCAAAGUUAAAGUGUGUUUAAAUUACGUAUCUUAUACCUAACUAUAGUAAAAUAUGCCAUCCUAAUGCAAUAGAACACAAAUUCUGAACUUAAAUAAAAAGAUUUUACUAUCAUUUUCCAAAAUGUUGUGUAAAAAAAAUCCUAUUGAUUUCAUUAGGAUUCAAAAUUCUAAUUACCUAGGAACUUAAUUAAGUUUAGCAUUUGUGCCCUAUUAGUAUAAUAAGUAUAAUUAGUUUUUUUAUAAUUAUUGUAAGAAAUAUUCUCAUGUGCCUUUUCUUUGUCUUUAAGCUUUGAAUUUUAUAUUGUGAGUGUUUCCUUAAUUCUAGUCCUUUAGUACAUUUCCAAUAUUUAUAUUGUGGUCAACAAUGACUUCGAAAUAAAAGUAUCGUUAUAGUAUCAUUUAUUACUGUUCAAAUUUCCCCUUUCCCCUUAAAAAUAGAUCUUGGUAGGUAACUCAUAAUAUCUUUACGGAACGGAUUCAUUUUAAUAUUAGCAAUAUUUGACCAGAACUAGGUACUAUUAGUCUAAAAUCCCAAUAAAAGGCAAAGUUGGUUAUUGGUUGAAAAGAUAAAACAAUAUGUCAAUAAAUGUAUUGCAAAUUUCAAUUUAGAAUAUGAUUCAUUAUUAACUGAUUUUUCUCAGACUAACCACCUUAAGAAAUUGAAUAAUCUUUAUUUUAAUUUAGAUAACUAUUUAUUUUACUGGGAUCGUAUACUAUAUUAUAUAAUAUAUACCUACCAAUAUUAAUACUAAACAAUUUAUUCCUUUUUGUAUACUUUCGUGUGUAUGAAAAGAUCGUACCAAAGAGCUUAACGUAAAGCUUUAUUCAGAAAUAAUAUUAAAAAUAUAUUUGCCUAUCAUUUCAGUUCUGUUUUUUUUUUAAAUAUAUCUGUAUGUUACAUUAAAACAAAUCAGAACUGAAUAUAUCUAUAUGCAUGCAUUACUUUACUUUAUUAUUGUAGAUUUACAAAAAUACUGUAAACAAUAAAAAAAUAAUUUUGGGUUGGA